Molecule: messenger RNA, 5062 nt
Organism: Paralichthys olivaceus (Japanese flounder)
Lineage: Eukaryota; Metazoa; Chordata; Actinopteri; Pleuronectiformes; Paralichthyidae
Product: Krueppel-like factor 15
Biological process (GO): regulation of transcription by RNA polymerase II
Molecular function (GO): DNA-binding transcription factor activity, RNA polymerase II-specific; RNA polymerase II cis-regulatory region sequence-specific DNA binding
Source: RefSeq, a predicted model, not a curated record
UGUGCGUGUGUGGUAGAGUAAGAGAAGGAGAGAGAGCGUGUGUGUGUUUGGAGACAUAGAGUUAUGCAGAGACCGUGUCGCGGGGUGAUAUAGCCAUUACGCACUGUUACGCACUGACAGCUACUUUCCAGAGAGGAGCUCUGUGCGCAGAGGAGCGGGAUUUUGGAUUCCUCAUAUGCACAGGAAAAAGAAAGACAUUCUCAUCAACAUUCAGUGGAUCUCCAGCAGAACAGCUUGAUCUUCAGAGCAGACCAGAGUCAGCUGCCACCCAUCCGAACAGGAAUGGUGGAUCACUUGCCGCUUGGUGAGGAGACCUUCCUGUAUUAUACUGGCUCCUUGGGGUCUGACUACAACUGCCUCUGUCGCCACGCCAAUGGUGGCGUGGCCCCGGGCAUCAUGGUAACUGAUGCAUGCAUUUACCAUCACCACCACCAUCCUUACCAAGGGUUGAUGGUCUCCACCUCGCCUCGUCUCUCCGAGGAUGACCUCAGUGACUCCUCCAGCCCUCGUUCCUCCCUCUGCUCCAGCCCAGAGUCCUCAUCGCCAGCCUUCCGGCACGUUUUCGGCUCCAGCUACGAAAGCAGGAGCAGCAGGAGCAGUGGGAGCUGUAGCUCUUCAUCUGGAGGAGAGAGUCAGGACAGCCUGCUGGACCUCCUGCUCUCACAGAACUCCCUUAGCACCUCAUUAAGUCCAAAUACCAGCAGCAGCAGCAGCUCUCUCACUUCCUCUCUUUCUUCCUCCCUAUACGUGUCCUCUCCACCUUUCUCUUCCUCCUCAUCUCUCACUGCCCCCCUUUUGCCCAUGGGCCUGGCCUGGGAGUCCAAGAGGGAGCAGCGGCUGAGUCUCCUCCAGCAGCAGUCCAAGGAGGAUUGUUACCAGUUCCCCGUCUUCCUUGAUGAGCUGCAGGAUCCUGCGGCGCUCCUUUUUCAGCCCACCCUUGAAGAGAUUGAGGAGUUCCUCGAGGAAAACAUGGUGGUGGCAAUGGAGAAAGAAGAGGAGGGGAGUGAGGCAAUGUCACCAACAAUAGAGGACACUGAGGCGAAAGGUUCAAGGACAUUAGCAGGAGAAAUUCUAUCAAUGUUUCAGAACUCAGAUCAGACUGUUCCUGUGGACACAAAGACCAAACAUUCAUCAUGUGCGUCUGACAUGGACAGCUCACCAUCAACAGUGGAUGCUACCUGCAUAAAUAGUUCUACAUAUUCUUGUAGUCAAGUUGAUGGGAUCAAACAGGAGGACCAUGAAUCAUUGCCCUCCUCAUCAGAAGAUACCAGUGCCUCCAGUGUGCCUGUCAUCCUACAAAUCCAGCCCAUACAGAUCAAACAAGAACCCAACCCCAGUGCCAUAUCAGAUGCCGUCACCCAGCAAACCCAAACACAGAAAACCCAGUCCCAGGCAACUCAGGCCCCAUCGGAUAUCAAAAUUGCCCAGCUCCUGGUGAACAUCCAAGGACAGACCUUUGCUUUGGUGCCUCAGCUGCUUUCCCCAGCAAACAUGAGUAGCUCAAGUAAAAACGGGAGCGCUACCUCAUCCAAAUUUGUCCGGAUUGCACCAGUGCCCAUUGCAGCUAAACCCAAUGACCUUGGGGAAGGUGGGUUGGGGGGCUCGUCUGCAGGGGUCCAUGUUGGAGGUCAGAGGUACCAGAAGAGUGCCGUCGCAGACCUAAUUAAAAUGCACAAGUGUUCUUUCCCCGGCUGUAACAAGAUGUACACCAAAAGCAGCCAUCUGAAAGCUCACCUGAGGAGGCACACAGGGGAGAAGCCCUUCGCCUGCACGUGGCCUGGCUGUGGAUGGAGGUUCUCCAGGUCCGACGAGCUGUCCCGACACCGCCGCUCCCACUCUGGGGUGAAACCGUACCAGUGCAUCGUGUGCGAGAAGAAGUUUGCCCGCAGCGAUCACCUGUCGAAACACCUCAAAGUCCACCGCUUUCCACGAAGCAGUAGGACAGGACGCUCUGCAAACUGACCCCUCUGACCCACUCUAAAAGACUGACGCUAAGCAGGGGGCAGGUGGCGUGUGUGUGUGUAGGGGUAUGUGUGUGUGUGUGUGAGAGAGAGAGAGAGCAAGAGAGGGGAAAGACAGAGGCGGGGGUGAAAGUCCAAACGCCCUUUAAAGAAGUCUGUGCUGGACUCUUAAAGCUCAUGUGUGUUUAUGUUCAAAUAUGUGCGUGUGACGUACAUUCAUGGUACUGUGAUAAUUUAUUGGGUGGCGAGGAAAAGACUGUAAAACCUAAACUAAAGCAGAAAACUGUUACUUGACAUAACACCCUCACAGGUGGAAUAAGCUUCUUGUAUAUUACAACAUUUAUUUGUCUCACUCGAAUCCUGUAGGUAAUCCAAUUUGAAGAAAAACUGCCAUUCAGAGGAUUUUGACACUGAGGUGUGUGUGUUAUUACUGAUGCUCGAGCCUAAAGCCUUAUAUCAGUAAAGGUUGUGAGACAGGGGUGUGUGCUACUAUUUAAACCCCUCAGUUUGUCCCUUUUCUGGAGCCAACCGUUGUUUAAAAGGAAUAUUAGUCAAAAGUCUGGCUUGAACUUUAAUGCGUCAAAAGCAAUAAGAGCCCUAUACGAUUGUAUUGUGAUCUACAAGGCGGCUUCUUUCUCGAUAGAUGGCAGAGUAAAUGAUGCCUCGACAUUCCUUCAACUUUCUUUCUGUGUCUUUGUUGCCUUUGAGUCUCGUUACAGGAAAACAACAGAGUCAUUAAAACACAAGAACAAAGCUCAUGUUGAAUUACUGCUCCCACCAACAAAGAUCAUUAUCGUGUGUCUAAUUUGCACUGGUGAGUGAGUAUUUUCAGUAUUUAGAGUAGUUGUGUUGUGGUCUGACUUCACUUAUGUACAACAAUGCUUCUUUUGGGUCUCUUUCAGUUAAAAACAACCGUUUAUCAGAAUACUUGUCAUUUUUAUGGCCUUUUUUUGAUCAAACAGAGCGGGUUUGCAGCUACAUCCCAUGAUUAUAUGUAAAAUAUUCCAAGCCAUCGUUAAAAACAAGUAUUUAUAGAAGCACGUCUGCUCCUCUGUUUUCAACUCAUGAUUAAUCACGACCUUUAUUUUCUAGUUUUGUGCUGUGAGGUGAAGUCAUAUCUUGUAGCCUAUUACUUUAUGUCACUUUAUUCACUGCUGUUAAAAAUACAUAAAAUAGGGGUCUGGUGUCAGUAUCAAUCAAUUCUAAUUCCUUUUUCUCCCUCUUCUUAAUACAGAAAAAUUUCAAUAAAAUACCAUUUUAAAUUAAAAGAAAACAUUUAGCCAUUCAAUUUAAAUGGAUUUAUCUUGUUGUCCAUUCAUUAAGAUAUUAAAAUAUCAGAUGACAAAUGAACCCAUCACUACAAAUUAAAAGCAUUAAUCCAAAAUUAAAGGCUUAUUUAUGCUCAGCGUUAAAUGUGGUUAUGCACAGAGUCUUCUGUCUGCACUCUGCAUUGAUUUUGUCCUUUUGGGUGCACGCUUUCUGAAAGCUCACUAAUUUGGAUGCAGUACCACUUAAAAAAUCAUAGGGGCAGUGUCCCCAAUAAUGGUGGAAUUUUUAUCGCAGAUUUUAUGCUUCAUCCAUCAUUUCAAGUUGGUCAGAAAUGUAAAACCGCUAUCUGCAACGCUCCAGCCGACUUUUUCUCUCUCUGUAGAUGUAGAUUAUUUCCUCCUCUGCCACCAUCGCCACCUUUGUUGUCAGAAACAACUGACUCAGUGCUGCCCUCUAAUGGAUUUUAUGAAAAGGAUGCAUGUGGGCAGUGACGGUUACAUUGUUUGAAAUGGUCGUUAUCUAUUUUCAUAUGUGAAAGGACGCACCAAUGAGCCUUAAGUAGUCAUAACAAUAGGACAACGUAAAUUGUACAAAUAAUCAGACACAACACAUAUGCUCACAUUAGCCAACAUUAGCCACCAAAAGCUACUGGUUAAACUAGACUGAGAAAGGCUGUAUCAAAACAUGCAGGAUUUAGAAACAGAUUUCGAAAUAUUAUGAAUGAAUUGUUAAUUUAAAAAAAGACAGUAAUUUGCUAUCUCUUCUGUCAAAAGUGAUACAGACUCAUCUUAACAUGUGGAAUAUUUUGCACCUACUAUAUCUCAGAGAGGAAUCUGGGAAUCACUGCCACUGAAGCAUGUUCUCUAACGAAUAUCAGGCCCCUCCACACUUCUGUCCACUGAUUUCUUUCCAAAAAUGAAAAACGUAUGAAUCCCCUUCAUUGAUCUCCUUCGCUCUUACCUUCUGUGACUUAUUGCCGCAAUUUUCUCAAAGGUUAACAGAAAACAGAAAAUUGUUCUAAGAGCAAAUAAAAUCUCUUGCCUUUGUCUUGUACUGUAAGGGAACAGUGAGUGUUGUGCUUAUUGUUGUGUUAUGACAUGUAUAUGUAUCUGCAUCUCAGCUGGAUCAAACCAAACCCGUGACUGAAGGGACACAAACUGCUGCCUGCUGCACGGAGAUGCUUCACUGUGCCACCAGGAUCAGUUGGCAUCAGUCAGUGUUGAAAUGGUUUGAGGAAGGGAUGUGAAAAAAAAGGUUCCUGGAAAUAUUUGAUGUGCUGAAACCUAUAACCUUUUUGAGUGUUGGGUACGCAGCACUUGACGCUGUAUGGAGGAAGUGGAUUAACUCUGGCAGGCAUUCCUUCCAUACGAUCAGAAGAAACACUUUUCUGAAUGGGAGCCAUAUGUGAGCCCAUGAAUGUAUGUAAAUACUGUAUAUGCAUUUGAAAAGAGAACAGAAAUAUUCUUCUAGUGAUUUCUGCGAUUGUGAAAGAUUUUUAAAAAUAUGUAAAGAAAGUGUAUAUAACAUGAUAAUUCAAAUAUAUAGUGAGAGAUUGUAGCAACUUAAGUUCUGUCCAUUGUUUACAUGACACAUCGUUAAAAAGACUCACGACAGGUUUCAUGCUAAAUCCAUGUAUCAGCAUUUCAUCUAAUGGUUUCUUGCCUGGAAUGAUUUGAACAGGUCUAAACAGCAGUGUAGAAUGUUGCGUCACGAAACAUGUAAUGAGUCAUUUUUAACUUUGUUCUGUAAACACUACAGAAAAGUAGUUGCUCAAAAAAUGUUAUAUUUUUGCUUUUGUUCUACUACGUAAAAUACAUUUACAAUAAAAAUUC